GCAUUUACUUCCCCGUUUAUCAAUUUAGCCAUUAUUGAUUAAAAUCGUUGGCAUAAACAUUGCCAACUUUGGAGCUUAUCAGGCAUUCAGGAUGGCAUGUGGCAGAGGAAUGAAGCUUAAGGAGCUUGAGUCACACCUUGGAGAUGUUGACGUGUUUGAGAAACCAAAAGUUUUACUAGAACAGUACCCCACCACUCCACAUUUAGCAGCAUGCAUGUUACACACCAUUCACUCGACAUACAACGACCUAGAGGACAAGCAUGUCCUUGACCUAGGCUGUGGGUGUGGUGUUCUCAGUAUCGGAGCUGUUAUGCUAGGGGCAAGCAAAGUCACGGGAAUAGAUAUAGACGAAGAUGCCUUGGAAAUGUGUAGACAGAAUGCAGACUUUUUUGACAUUGAAAACAUUGACCUUGAACUCCAUGAUGUGACCUCUAUGGCACCAGAGGUCAUAGAAAGGUUAAAGGGGACGGUUGACACAGUUGUGAUGAAUCCUCCAUUUGGCACUAAGCGAAAUGAAGGCAUAGACAUGGAAUUUGUAAAGACAGCAUUGCAUCUCACAGAUAAUGUUGUGUACUCUCUACACAAAUCAUCAACAAGGGAGAUGUGGAUAAAAAACACACCAAUGAAGGUCCCAAAUCAGAAAGGACAGCACAUUGAGAAGAAAGCUGAAGACUGGGGAGUGAAGAUGGAAGUAUUGGCGAAGAUGAGAUUUGAUCUGAAACAGACCCUAAAGUUUCAUAAGAAAAAAUCAUUGGACAUUGAAGUUGACUUUAUCAAAUUUUCUCACAAAAAGUCCAAAUUGAAGCCACAGAAUAAAGUCUGAAAGAACAAA
Molecule: messenger RNA, 832 nt
Organism: Mya arenaria
Lineage: Eukaryota; Metazoa; Mollusca; Bivalvia; Myida; Myidae
Product: rRNA N6-adenosine-methyltransferase METTL5-like
Exons: 7
Coding region: 92-823 (243 amino acids)
Biological process (GO): rRNA methylation
Molecular function (GO): nucleic acid binding; rRNA (adenine-N6-)-methyltransferase activity
Source: RefSeq, a predicted model, not a curated record